Molecule: messenger RNA, 1194 nt
Organism: Peronospora matthiolae
Lineage: Eukaryota; Oomycota; Peronosporomycetes; Peronosporales; Peronosporaceae
Source: the annotation of a GenBank genome assembly
AUGGCGGAAUCGAGCAAGGACGUGGAGGCGCUGGAUCGCGUGCUGUUCCGUCUGGCAAGCGUGGACGACGAACGCAUGCUGCAGGUCCUGCAGUCCCUUCUGCCGCAGCUGCUUGUGCUUUACCCGCGCUCGGUUUCGACGUCGCUCGAGCAGCAACUGAAGGAGAAGGUACUACGCGCCGUGUCCCACAUCAAGACGCGUCUGGACGCCCUGCACCGUCCGGCGCUGCCGCUUGAUGCGUUGUGCCAAGUGCUGCAGCAGUCGGCGCUUUCUGUCGUGUCCCAUAACCUCGCGUUCCUUUUCCUUGAAAUGGGAUUCGACGCGGCGUCGACUGAGCUACAGACGAGAGUGUUGGCGGCUGUUGUCCAGAUCGUCUCACGGCUCUCAGUCUCUCAGCAAGAGACUUUCUGUCGCUUGCUUGUGCGUGCCUUGCCUGUUACUGCCUCUGUGGUUUUUCCGCGCACAGAAGGAGCAGCUCGAGACCAACGAGAAGUGGAAAUGACAUUGAACAGUGACGUGAUUGACCAUGUCAAUGAGGGUAACGACGCCAAUAUCAAUGUCGUGCUGGAUUUUAUUCUCGAUCUUGUGUUGUAUGAACCGCCAAGCUCGACAAGAACAAACGCGACGACGACAUUUGGUUUGAUGACGCCGCGACUGGAGCGAUUACAACGUGUCAAGAUACCACAAUUCGAUCGUGAAGUGUUGUACAAAGUUCAACUUGAUGCGUUGAGAUUGGUGAAGGAGAUGACAAUCCCUACAAGAUGUAAAAUCCCAGUGUACCUUGCCGGUAGCGCUUCUUUCCAUCACGCCGUGAAGGACUUUAGCAACGAGCAGCUGUCACGUGUGGUCAAACUCGAGGAAACAGAGUUAGAGGAUGCUGACGUUGCGCGCCGCCUGAUGGCAUUGGUGCUCGGUAGUCAAGUGGCUCAGUGUGCUGGAGCUUCCGAGAGGGGCAAGUGCGAUCAUGCUGGCCGACCGGACGCGCCUGGCCGAUGCAAGUAUUUUGCAAGCGCUGUCUCUGCUUUCGGCUUCGACCGCAGCCACAAAUGUGCAACCCCUGAUGCUGCAAUUGUUGUGCCACUUGAUGUUCGGCACAGAGCCGUCACGGCCUCGAGGAAUGGCAAGCAAGAUCAAGCUAGCGAGUGUGCAGCUAUGCCAGUGGACAUUUCACCACUGUCAUUUAUCCUUACUUGA